Messenger RNA from Amblyraja radiata (thorny skate), 2044 nucleotides. RefSeq names its product von Willebrand factor C domain containing 2 like (gene vwc2l). Gene Ontology annotation, molecular function: protein binding. The record is from RefSeq and is a predicted model, not a curated record. Gene Ontology annotation, cellular component: AMPA glutamate receptor complex. NCBI's taxonomy places the organism in Eukaryota, Metazoa, Chordata, Chondrichthyes, Rajiformes, Rajidae. The transcript has 4 exons. Gene Ontology annotation, biological process: negative regulation of BMP signaling pathway. The coding region runs from base 740 to 1414 and encodes 224 amino acids.
UUUCAACCAUUUCUGACACCUGAGGUUAAGUUUCUUCCCCCAAAAAGACCACUUCCCUGAACGAUCGGGUUGGGACAAUUCCCCGGUACAUUUGAUCAGCAUUUUGUGGGAUAAAUCGCCUGUUUACACAAUGGCCAUCGCUGAACAGAGCCGGGAAACAGGAGGUUGCUGAGAGCAGCGCAGACACAAUCGGAUUAAGGCGCCGGGCUCCAAGCCCUAGCUGUGGCUGAAAAGCGCAUUUCCUGCAUUACCAGGUUUAUUUUUGAAAGGUGAUGGUCACUAGGCCUGAUCAGUUCGAGUUAUUCCAGCCAGAAGGAACCGGGAGCGUGGUGCGUCCCCGGUGGGAUCCCGGGCUGCUCUGUACACACUUACAGCAGGCAGAUCUCAGAAGACGUCAGCUUCGGACUGGCCCUGCACCGCGCGGGGCUUCGUGUUGAAUCUUUAAAACGCCAACUUUUUAAAGAUAUUUUUCACUGCUAUCUGAUAUUCCAACGGGGAAGAACGAGGUCGGGGGAAUGCUUAAGUGAUUUGAAUACCUGUGUGUCCUCGGGAGCUGCUGCUUAGCGACCUCCUUGCCUUCAUUGAAGAUGCGCUCUGCGUAAACAAGCGUGAGGUGACCACAAAUCAUCUACAAGAGAGCACAGCGUUUGAAGUUGAUUUCGACGAGUCCAGAGUUUAUGGGUGGCAGGAGCCGAGUGCAGAGCAGGAGCUGAUUUCCGGGCGAAAGCACUUGUGGACUAUGGCUCCCGGGCUUCACGCAGUGUGCCUCCUCUUCGUGGUCGCUCUGAUCCUGCUCACCCCGGCCGCCUUCGCUCAGGACGAUGACUCGGGAGGUGAUAGCACUCAGGCGCCCGGCAACAACGACAGCCUGGACUUCGACGACUACCGAGGCAAAGGCUGUGUGGACGACAGUGGAUUUGUGUACAAAGUGGGCGAACGCUUUUUCCCAGGCCAUUCGAACUGCCCGUGCAUGUGCACGGAGGACGGGCCGGUGUGUGAACAGCCCGAAUGCCCCAAGAUUCACCCCAAGUGCAGUAAAGUGGAGCACAACGGCUGCUGCCCCGAAUGCAAAGAAGUGAAAAACUUUUGUGAAUACCGGGCGAAAACUUACAAAGUGCUGGAAGAAUUUAAGCCGUCUCGCUGUGAGUGGUGCCGAUGUGAAGCAAGCAGUGAGGUGCACUGUGUAGUUGCUGACUGUGCAGUUCCUGAGUGUGUCAACCCUGUCUACGAACCCGAGCAAUGUUGUCCGGUCUGCAAAAACGGUCCCAACUGUUUUGCAGGUUCGACAAUAAUCCCAGCAGGGAUGGAAGUGAAGGUGGAUGACUGCACCAUAUGCCAGUGCUCACAGAAUGAGGAUUGGUGGAAGACAGAACGACAGGCCACAUGUGUAAAACGGGAAUGUGAACGACUGUGAACUGGGAGUCAACUGUUCCACUUUUAACUAACUGCCAGCAAAGCAGCACCAUAAAGUGCUGUACAGCCAAAAAAAAAAGCCCAGCUCUAUACACUGCAAUUGUCAUUGGAAGAUCUAGAUUCCUGGUGCAAAUACUGUUUGGUGAAACAUUAUUUUUUUAACAUUGCUCAUCAUCUCAUCCUACCUGUGGAUGCUAUUUCGGUUGAAAAUUAAAUUAGGGUUUUGACUACUGAUUACUAAUAUAUUUUGGUUUGCAGUUUUUUAUGUUGGAUGCAACUGCUUCUUGUGUCACCUUAAGGACCUUUCCUGCUCCUCAUAAGCACUGGUUGUUUGCACUUAAUAUUAGAAGCUGUUUGCAGGCAAACUGUGAUACUUCUGAAUUUGUUUCAGCUCUGACUUUUUCUGCACUUUGCUGUUUGCUUCAUCCUAACAAUGAUUGAUGGAGGAAAGCUAUCAUAUGAAGACUGUUCAUUUUAUAAUCUGAUCCACUAAUGUUGUGCCUGAGAAUGUAAAUGAAAAUAUUCUAAUGAAAAAAUGUACAAUGUGGAAUUAUAGCGCAACUGUAUUUAGUGUGGCCAAUAAGCAUAUUCUAUGAAAUAUAUUAUUUUGGUAAAUAUAAAUUGUGACAUU